Messenger RNA from Microstroma glucosiphilum, 1208 nucleotides. RefSeq lists its product as hypothetical. Lineage: Eukaryota; Fungi; Basidiomycota; Exobasidiomycetes; Microstromatales; Microstromataceae. The transcript has a single exon. Bases 254 to 1003 code for a protein of 249 amino acids. The record is from RefSeq and is a predicted model, not a curated record.
CAAGAGUACUGCAAAGACAAUCGUCAAGGCUUCGAGUUCCCAUGCAUCUACAGACAAGGAUGAGAACGCCUCGCCUUCAAUCUCAACUCCUCGCACUCCUCUUGCCGCCACCUCCACAUAAUGUCGCCACAUCUUCUGCCUCUUCUUCCCGACCCUCGGGAGUCGACACCCUCAUCGGACGCACGGGUAACACGAAGAGGUGGACGCAUCGAGGCACUCUUCACACGCCGACUACGACGUCGUUUUUCACCGGAUGACAUCGGCGAAAGAGGCACUGCAUUCAGGAGCUGUUCUUACAGUCGUCACACUACAUCUCCUCUACUCGCCAGGAGACCCGAGUGUGAUUUUCUGGCAAUACAACUCAACGUUCAUCAAGCGCUUGGACGAGGAAGGGCUACCUCGUGCCCCCAACCUUGAGUUCUGCAAAUGCAUGGCAAUCAUGCAGCUCAUUUGGAUGGGUUCCACCGCCGCCAGGGGACACUUGACUGAGGAAAAGUGGUACGAUAUCUUGACACCUUGCUGCGCUCACGAGUACGUGUACUGCAUGCCGAAUGUCAGCGGAGAGCAAUUCAAGAAGGGUUGCGACAGGACCAUGAAGAACCCGUCUGGCAUCGAAAGGGCAAGGAUGCUCAUCGACUACGCCUGUAGUCUUGACCUUGCUCGGAAGAUCGCCGAAGUUCUUAGACUAAUUGCGCAUCAUCGAGUGGCUCAAGGCGGUCAAGACGAAUCGAGCUCCUGUGCGCCGAUCGCUUCCCAAUUUUCUUUGGUGGGCAGUAACAGUGCACUCCAACCUCAAGACUCACACGUGGCGUGUCUUCCAUCGAGACUGUUUUGCCAAGCUGCCGGCGCUGAAGCAGGCCAUCAUCGAGCGGGGAGCCCUCUGCUUACGCUGAGCUGCUGCAGGCCUAUUCGAUCGGGCAACCGGCCAAUACCACUCAUACAAUCCUCUUCGAAAGAGUCAAUUCUAGACAACACCUGCGAUGGCUUUCGAAGAAGCAGCUAGCUGCUGCUCUGGUCAAGUGGGCUUCACUUCAUAAGUCCGCCGUUGAGGUACGGUGGAUCGACAUCUUCGAAUUUUGGAGGUAGAGCCAAGUUGAAGAAGGUCACCGUGGGGAUCCGGAUAGACAGGGAUGGCUCAACGGCAAAAGACGAGAGCACUCACCCACAAAGUCAACACGAUGGAGCUACAUCAGCCCGUGCGACCUCGC